This is a messenger RNA of Diutina rugosa, 1224 nucleotides long. RefSeq lists its product as uncharacterized. The transcript has a single exon. Bases 1 to 1224 code for a protein of 407 amino acids. The record is from RefSeq and is a predicted model, not a curated record. Lineage: Eukaryota; Fungi; Ascomycota; Pichiomycetes; Serinales; Debaryomycetaceae.
AUGAAGGAUUCUACAGACACCACUGCGUUACUUUAUGAACCAUGGCUUACAGGCUACGAGGCCAGCCGUCACCAAUCAUCAAUUGACAAGCUCGCAUACGACGUGGUUAAGUUGAAAUACAACGUCGACACCGCCACUACUCAAUUGGGUACCCUCGAGAAGAAUACGAGAAUGGUGGGACUUCAAAGCUCCUAUGAGAGUGGUGGAAUCAGAUUUCUCACAUGGCAUCCGGGACAAGUCGAUGGAAAGGUUGAUAAGGUGACGAAAACCAUUGAUACAAUUACAGGAAGUGUUGACAAGUUGGACAGUAAAAAUGAGACCGUCUCCACCAAAUUUGAUCCCUUUACCGUCAAAAUUGGAACCCUUGCCAGUGAUAUUGAUACCACACAAUCCACGUUGGAGCUGCUUGUACUUCGCCUUGAUCAAGUAUCGUCAGUUAAAGAGGCCAAGGCGGUCGAGAAGGCGACAGCACCACCAGCCAAGCCACAGUCACAGCGACCAAGUCAUCCCCGAAAACCAUUUCCUAAAGAAGAACCUGAAGAAUUGUCUUUUUUGGGCAGCAAUCUCGAAGCAAAGAUUAAAUCUGGCGACUUGAGUGACUAUGAUCAGGAGAGUAAGCGGAAAAUUUACGAUAAGAUCAACAGUUCCAAGCCGAAACGAACCACCGGCAACGCCCCCGAAUGGGCUAGCUGGUUCUACGCGUACAAGGAUCUUCUCACCGACAAUGAGUAUUGUAAUAUGAGAUACAACAUCGCCUGGUAUUUCCUAAAAAAAGCUAUCCCCGUACAGUAUACGCUUGGGUGGAAGGCGAAGGGGCCGAUUUCGAAGCAGGCGGCCGCUUUGGAGAGACACCUCAACCAAUACGACGAGGAUAAGGAAGAAUGGAAUGACCACCACUAUAAAAUUACCUUGGAUCUUUUCGAGAGCCAAAGGGAUUUGAGUGCCACCAAACGAUACAUCAAAAAACUCUAUCAGGAUUAUGGAUAUCGUGAUAAGUACUUUCUCUACAAGAAGAUGAUGAGAUUGUGUUCUGAGCCAACCCUCCUCAGAGGCACUCGCAAUGUCAACGUGGAGGUCAAAUGGGGCGUUGCACUCUUGUUUGACGACGAGCACCUCAAUGAUGAAAACGGAAAAAAGCUUGAUUGUGUCAUUAUAUCGCGCGAUUAUGUUUUGGACAAGCUCGACCUUUUCGCCCAUCAGACCCGGUACAUGCGGCGCUACUGA